Molecule: messenger RNA, 1641 nt
Organism: Sorghum bicolor (sorghum)
Lineage: Eukaryota; Viridiplantae; Streptophyta; Magnoliopsida; Poales; Poaceae
Product: extensin-like
Exons: 3
Coding region: 1-1641 (546 amino acids)
Biological process (GO): regulation of DNA-templated transcription
Cellular component (GO): nucleus
Molecular function (GO): transcription cis-regulatory region binding; DNA-binding transcription factor activity
Source: RefSeq, a predicted model, not a curated record
AUGGACGACGGCCGCGACGGCAACAACUGGGACCUGAACGCCGUACUGCGCUCCGGCUGCCAUGGUCCCAUGCCGCCGCCGCCGCCGCCGCCGACAAGGACGGCCAACAACCCCGUCGCACGGUACGCCCCGCCACCGCCAGCUCAGCCGAGUUAUGCCUUCACUGUCUUGGCCGGCGGCCUCGGCCAUCAGGCCAUCUCUGUGCUUCCUCAGCCGCAGGCGCUGGAUCAGGAUCCGCCCCACGCUGCAGGGCGGGGUCCGAGCCUGGAUCUGCCGCUGCUGCCGGAGCCGGACUACACCGCAGCCGUCGGCAAUACACCUGCGCCACUGAACCCACCGUGGCCAAGAAACGAAAUUCCGGUGCCGUCCGUCCAGCAGCGACCAGCCGACAAACACAAGACGCCGCCUUCCAGCGGCUGUGACGCUGCAGAAGGGUCCAGUCGAUCCAAGAAAAGGGACAACAGGACAACCAAAGAGAGCAAGGUGGUUCUGGUGCUAGCCGAGGAUCCGACGCCACCAGACUCGUGGGCGUGGCGCAAGUACGGGCAGAAGUCGAUCAAGGACACCCCGUACCAUCGCAGCUACUAUCGAUGCAGCACCGACAAGAAGUGCAAGGCGCGGAAGCAUGUGCAACGCUGCCUCACCCAAAGCUUCCUGGCCGUCUCCUACAUCGGCGAGCACAGCCACCCGAUGCCGCUGGCCCGCAACGGCCAAGCCGGCACCACUCACCAGAAGCCGCCGCCGCGGCAGCCUACGUCGCCGUUCAUCAGGACCCCCGCCAAGGAGGACCAGCCGCAUCAUCAGGCUCCAGCUCCGCCGCCGGCCACGUCGUCGUCGCCAUUCGCCAUGAUCUCCGCCGCGAAGCAGACUCCGGCCCCGCCGGCGUCCGCGUCGCCCUCGCUGCAGUCUGUUUCGGCGAUGCCCCUCGGGAUCAAACACGUGGAGCAGCCGCCGCAGGCUUCGGCUCCGGCUCCGGCUCCGGCUCUGGCACCGUCGGCGGCGUCGGCGUCGCCCAUGAUGUCCCCUACCACGCUGUUGCGUCCGCCGUACGCGGACGUUUACAAGGAGGGGGACGACAGCCACAGCCACCCCAUUCCAUUCGUCUGCAACUGCCUCGUCUGCACGACCCGCCAGAAGACGCCGCUUCUGGUGCCUCCGUCGUCAUCGGCCAUCGAGACCCGUUCCUGGGUGAGCCAACCGGCUCUGCUGGAACAGCAGCAGACUCCAGCUCUACCGGCGUCCGCAUCGGCCUCGCUAUCAUCAAACACGCCGGUAUCGCCGCUGCUCAGCUUCCAAGCCGAGGAGCGGCCAACUCAGGUCCCGGCACCGGCUCUGCCACCGUCUGUAUCGACGCUGAUGUCGCCUAGCGCGCUGUUGCCCCCGCCGUCUGUGGAGUUCGACAACGAGAAGGACGAUGACGCCGUCGCCGUCAGAAUGCUGCUCAAUGACAUGGACAUGACUCCCGAGGAUGCACUGAAGUUUGUUAACCCUGAAGAAGAGCCCCUGGAUGGCGUUGGCGACGACCUUCUGAUCCCGACGCCUGAAGAGCUAGCACCGUUCUACUACGGUGAUGAGGAAAACAUGCUAUACCCGAUGGCUUCUGAGCCCGCAUCAGGAGGCAGCCGCAACACUAAGGCAUGA